Molecule: messenger RNA, 363 nt
Organism: Eruca vesicaria subsp. sativa (arugula)
Lineage: Eukaryota; Viridiplantae; Streptophyta; Magnoliopsida; Brassicales; Brassicaceae
Source: the annotation of a GenBank genome assembly
AUGAAAGAAGAAGAAAAAGAAGUGGAAGAGUUUCAAGAAGAAGAAGAAGAUGAGUUCACGUCGAGGAAGAGAGAUAGUUACGGAGGGAAGAAGGAGGAUAUCAAUUACGAUAAAGACACUGAGUUUGCUGAUAUUCUUGGAGAUUGUUUAGAUAAUCCAGAGAAAGCUCAAAAGAAGAUGGAGGAGAGGUUGAGGAAGAAGAGGAACAAGAUUCUUCAUACCAAGACUGGUUCUACUACUUCCAUGCAGAUCACUUUCAACAACCCUCCAUUUGAAGCUGAGAGUCAAAAAGAUACAUUCAAGAGAAUCGUUAAGAUCGAUCUGAGUUUUCCUGAUAACACCAAAUGUCUCUGCAGAAGCUAA